This is a messenger RNA of Rhopalosiphum maidis (corn leaf aphid), 456 nucleotides long. Its product is annotated as beta-1,3-galactosyltransferase 4-like. The coding region runs from base 1 to 456 and encodes 151 amino acids. The record is from RefSeq and is a predicted model, not a curated record. The transcript has a single exon. NCBI's taxonomy places the organism in Eukaryota, Metazoa, Arthropoda, Insecta, Hemiptera, Aphididae. Gene Ontology annotation, molecular function: hexosyltransferase activity. Gene Ontology annotation, cellular component: membrane.
AUGAACACUUACGGCAAAGACGUAUGUCAUGGCUGGAAUAAGGAAGUAAAAUCGCCGCUGUUGAUCUUGGUAGAUUCGAAUACCAAACAUGAGUUCCAAAGAAAGAUAGCUCGGGCCACGUGGCUUCGAAACUUCCAUGGCAAUCAGAGCAGAGUACAUGUAGUGUUUUUCGUGGGAAAACCGCAUAGCUUAAAUACCGCCGAACACCUAUUAAUGGAGAACCGAAAACACGGCGACAUUGUCUGGACGCACGUGCCAGAAAAGUCCAGUUAUAUCAGGUCAUUGAAAAUGGUAUCGGGACUGAACUGGGUGCUCAAAAAAUGCAAAAACGCUAAAUUUGUGUUGAAAGUCGACGAUAAAACAAUCGUCAACAUGCCGGCUCUCCUGAGAUUCAUUGACAAACAAAAUAAUGCAAAAAACACCAUAUGGGGAUUCAAACACAACGUUUCACCGUAA